Molecule: messenger RNA, 1038 nt
Organism: Aureobasidium namibiae CBS 147.97
Lineage: Eukaryota; Fungi; Ascomycota; Dothideomycetes; Dothideales; Saccotheciaceae
Product: GroES-like protein
Exons: 4
Coding region: 1-1038 (345 amino acids)
Biological process (GO): alcohol metabolic process
Molecular function (GO): alcohol dehydrogenase (NADP+) activity; zinc ion binding
Source: RefSeq, a predicted model, not a curated record
AUGACUACGCAUACCAUCACUACGUUUCGCUUCGAUGCUGCUUCUGCCAAGUUCGUUAAGAAGACUGCACAGCGUGCUCUCGGUUUGAACGAGGUCAAAAUCAAAGUAACACAUUCAGGUAUUUGCUAUACCGAUGUUCAUGCAAAGGACAAGGCCUGUGGACUGGGCCAUGAAGGUGUCGGUCUGAUCACCGACAUUGGCGCCAAUGUGACAUCCAUGAAGCCUGGCGAUAGAGUCGGUUGGGGUUGGUUACGUAGCUCUUGUGGCAACUGCUCUGCCUGUCUUGAUGGCUAUCGCCAGUACUGCGCUCAAGCAAGUGGCUUCGCGUUCUGUGACCACGACCAAGGCGCUUUUGCUGACUAUCACAUCAUCGAUGCCGACUUUGCCUACCAAUUACCUGCUGAAAUUCCUUCUUGGCAAGCUGGUGUAUUCAUGUGCGCCGGUGCAUCGACUUAUGAGGCCCUACAUGCAGCCGGUACCAAACCGCAUCAUCGUGUUGGUGUUGUUGGCCUAGGUGGUCUCGGUCAUAUGGCAGUUCUCUUCGCCAAAGCAAUGGGCUGUGCUGUCACUGUCUUUUCAGGCUCUGCUCCAAAGGCAGCAAGAGAUGCUUUCGAGCUUGGCGCCGACGAGUGUCGAAUCCUCAGCAAUAUCAACACCCCUAUUAGAUCAUUUGGGGUACAUGAGCAGAAAGCACUCGUAGACGUCCUGCUCAUUUGUGCUAACGAAACGCCUGAUCUGGACAAGAUCUUGCCUUUCCUAGCACGAAGGGCAACGAUUGUUCUCAUGUCGAUACAACAAAAGCCGCUGAUCAUACCGUAUAUGCCUUUCGUACUUCCUGGUCAUAGGAUCAUAGCAUCGACUGAGGCAUCAAGACAAAACCAUCUUGCUAUGAUACAGUUUGCGGCCAGACACAGGAUAACGCCUUGGGUAGAGCGUUUCCUUAUGACUGAGGACGGGCUCAAGACUGCAUUUGAUAGACUCGAGAAGGGCGAGAUGAGAUAUAGAGGAGUGCUCGAGGUUCCUCCAGCUGGAAUAUAG